This is a messenger RNA of Camellia sinensis, 996 nucleotides long. NCBI's taxonomy places the organism in Eukaryota, Viridiplantae, Streptophyta, Magnoliopsida, Ericales, Theaceae. The record is from RefSeq and is a predicted model, not a curated record.
AUGGUGAGAGAACAACUCCGCUACUUGUACUAUUUGCGGCCUAUUGAUUUUCCUGGGGUUGGGUACUAUUUGCGGCCUAUUGAUUUUCCUGGGGUUGGGUACUAUUUGCGGCCUAUUGAUUUUCCUGGGGUUGGGUACUAUUUGCGGCCUAUUGAUUUUCCUGGGGUUGGGUACUAUUUGCGGCCUAUUGAUUUUCCUGGGGUUGGGUACUAUUUGCGGCCUAUUGAUUUUCCUGGGGUUGGGUACUAUUUGCGGCCUAUUGAUUUUCCUGGGGUUGGGUACUAUUUGCGGCCUAUUGAUUUUCCUGGGGUUGGGUACUAUUUGCGGCCUAUUGAUUUUCCUGGGGUUGGGUACUAUUUGCGGCCUAUUGAUUUUCCUGGGGUUGGGUACUAUUUGCGGCCUAUUGAUUUUCCUGGGGUUGGGUACUAUUUGCGGCCUAUUGAUUUUCCUGGGGUUGGGUACUAUUUGCGGCCUAUUGAUUUUCCUGGGGUUGGGUACUAUUUGCGGCCUAUUGAUUUUCCUGGGGUUGGGUACUAUUUGCGGCCUAUUGAUUUUCCUGGGGUUGGGUACUAUUUGCGGCCUAUUGAUUUUCCUGGGGUUGGGUACUAUUUGCGGCCUAUUGAUUUUCCUGGGGUUGGGUACUAUUUGCGGCCUAUUGAUUUUCCUGGGGUUGGGUACUAUUUGCGGCCUAUUGAUUUUCCUGGGGUUGGGUACUAUUUGCGGCCUAUUGAUUUUCCUGGGGUUGGGUACUAUUUGCGGCCUAUUGAUUUUCCUGGGGUUGGGUACUAUUUGCGGCCUAUUGAUUUUCCUGGGGUUGGGUACUAUUUGCGGCCUAUUGAUUUUCCUGGGGUUGGGUACUAUUUGCGGCCUAUUGAUUUUCCUGGGGUUGGGUACUAUUUGCGGCCUAUUGAUUUUCCUGGGGUUGGGUACUAUUUGCGGCCUAUUGAUUUUCCUGGGGUUGGGUUGUGUGCUGUGCAACUGGCCACAGACUGUUAA